AUGACAGGAAACCUACACACUGUACAAAAACCUCAGCAGGGACCACAUCAGCAGGGAUUUAUCCAGUUUCUUUAUGAACUUGUAUCUAACCCUUAUUUUUUAUACAUCAAAACACCAAUGAAUGAUGAUGUUAAUGUCUCCUGUAAAUAAAGCUUAUGACUGGAAUGUUUCACCUGUCCUUAAUUUGAUUGGAGCAUUGACAGAUUCUGUCAAUUUGAUGUAUAUUCCUAUUAUGCUACAGUCAGGUCUUUUAACAUAUCUUAUACUUACAGUAUGCCUACAUUAUAUGACAUCACUGCUCUCAACAUGGACGUGCUCAGUGGUUUGGUCCUCUGGUGGUAAAUCCAUGUACUGCACUCUUUAGAGGAACAUAGCUGAAGGCAACUAUUCUGGUAAUGGGCCAGGCAAACAUAAAAAGGCUCUUCCACUGUUUUGUUCUGGGUCACUACAUAUGAAAAGUAAUUAAAGUUCAUUAUUCUUGUGAGGAUUUAGUGGCUUUAUUCUCAGAACCUCCUCAACAUUUAAAUGCGGUCAGCAAAGUGUAAGUAGAGUAUAAAGGGUUUUCUUUAUAUUUACCUACAAACAGCCGUUUCUGCAGCUCCUGGCUGAUCUUCAGGUGAGAUACCUUCUUAUCCUACAUGUGCUGCCCAAUAUACCUUCUGAAGGACGUAUUCAUCAGGCCCAAGUGAGCCACGUGGCUCGUCCACUGUUUCUCACUGUUCAGCCACAACCCCUAAGAUGUUCUCUCUGCCUCCUGAUCAGUUAUAUGACAGAUCUUCUUAGUCUGUGCUCCUCCUGUAGACUGCCCUCUACAGUUAUGAUGUCCAUUGACAUGGUUUUUCUAUGUAUUAGUGUUUUUCUAUGUAUUUGCUCCUAUCCCUUUAAAUGAUGUAUUCAGCAUGUCAACACUUUACAGGUAUCUGUGUUGUAUAAUUUCCCCCACCAAACAGAAUAUACAUUCAUUAGGUUUUAACCCUUUCUUGUUACAAUUGCAUAUUCUGUUUGUGCUUCUUGUAUUAACAAUUUGCAUUUAUUUUAUAUGAUCAGACUGUGGUUUUCCAAAGUGCAUGCAGACAGAGUCAACUGUAUUUAUUACUAAAUUAUGUACAACAAUAUAUAAUAUAGGCCUGGGCUAACCCUAGCUUCAUGUCCACACCCCGGCUUAACCCUAACCCUAGCCAUAACCCUAGCUUCAUGCUCACACCCCGGCUCAGCCAUAACCCUAACCCUAGCUUCAAUGUCUACACCCUGGAUCAACAUUAAACCUAACCCUGAACCUAACCCUAAUCCUAUCCUUAACCCUUACCCUAGCUUCAUGCCCAUACCCCGUAUCAAAAUUAAACCUAACCCUCACCCUAACCCUAAUCCUAACGCUAACCCUAGCUUCGUGUCCACACCCCGGAUCAACACUAAUCGGAACCAUAACCCUUUGUGAUUUCCAUUCUGCUUCCAGUAUUACUGUACCCUGAUAUCAAGCAAGAAUAUUGUGCAGGACAUAUAUAUAAUAUAAUGUAUGUACAGGAGAUGUAUGCAACAUCUAACUUACUGUUUUGAAAAGUCUUAUCAUAUGUUCAUCUUUUUAUGUCUUUGUCUACGUUUGUCUGCGGUCUCUUCAUCUAUCUCCAUGUUAACAACAUGACUUAUGAUAUAUUGACAAUAAAAUACAUCAAAGCAAGCAUGCAUUUGUAUAAUUGAGGGAGUGAUCUAUUUUCUCAUGCAGAUACUUCCUUGACCACUUUUGAAUGCAUGCUCUACUUGAUGUAUUGCAAAGAAUGCUUAACCUCGUUUUCUGUCAACGCCCACACGCACAUUCUGUCACAGGUACUGCUUGAGGUGGAAAAAAGUUUCUAUUGAGAGUCAAUAGGUUUCAGUGAAGUCUUAUCAAUUUGCUCCUAUUCCUUUAAAUUAUGCAUGCAACAUGCCAACACUUUACAGGUGUAGGUGUUGUAUAAUUUCCCCCACCAUACAAAUAUACCCUUUGUCACAAUUUAAUAAUUUUGUUUGUGCUUCUUGUGUUAACAAUUUGCAUUUAUUUUAUAUGAACAGACUGUGGUUUUCCAAAGUGCAUGCAGACAGGGUCAACUGUAUUAGUUACUAAAUUAUGUACAACAAUAUAUAAUAUAAGGCUUACAAAACAAUUUAAUAUAUUCCCUUGAGGAAUUUAAGGUUGAAGCAGUACAUCAGACACAUACAACAACACACUUCAAUAAAAUCAACACUUGAAAUGUAAUUGAUUGUAAGAGUGCAUUUAAUAACUAUAAUAAAAUAAAAACAAUGCCAAGGGUUGGUCAAGGUUAAGGUCGGCUCUAGCCCAAAUCUAACCCUAGCUUCUUGUCCACCUACUGAAUUGACCAUGACCCUAGAAUUAACCCUAACCCUAGCUUCAGUUGGCACAAAUAACAAAACAUAUUAGGAUAAGCAGGAUUAUGAGGCAGGCAGUUUUCUACUUGAUUAACUCCAGGCAGGAGUGAGAGGUUGAUUUUAUUGACCAAAUCGAGAGACAACAACCCAUGCGUAAUACAUGGUGAUGCCAUUGACCAUCAUUUACGUUAAUGUACACUGUGAUGACAGGGAUUAUGAUCAUGGUCGCAUCCCAUGUAAAUCAUUGGUAUCAAUCAUACAACCAAUCAUCAAUUGACUUGACUACUGUUUUAAAUGCAUAGUAAAGAUAACUCUUUGUGACAUUGGUCAGCAUAGCCCAGGUCUAUAUUGGACUGGUUCAUAGGCUACUGUGGUCUGAGCCUUUCUUUCUGAUUUUUUUGCAAACCCUCACUGGAUAUAUGAUUGAAUUGUAUUUGUCAGAUUAGUUCAAUUUGGCCUGGACAUGAAAUAUAUUUCUCCAAGGCCCAUAACAACUGCCAAAUUAGAAUGUUCAAAGGACUUGGAGAAGAAGAUGACAUUCUUUAAAGGAGACAUUUCAUGGUACCAAAUAUAUCACAUUUAAAAAGGAAUCCCUUUGGCAGUUCAACUAAACAAUUGAAUAUACCAUAAGCUCCUCCCCUACUGCAGAGUUCCACAAUUAUGAGACUUCUCAGCUACAGUGGAUGGAACAUAAAGUCUAUAACAGUCUAUUCUUCCUCUAUACAUGAAUCAUAAUGGAACAUUGUCUUAGGAAUACUGUAUUUAUCCUGGCUGCAUGCUAUUUUGGUACAGUAUAGUGCUUCUCUUUUCUACAUUCUCAUUCUCUGAACCUUAGCCUAUUAUGUAUUAUAAAAACCCAAAUAUAUUUUUUCAGAUUGCAGAGGUGAAGAGGCUGUUGACCAGCAGAGUGGACAUGUUACUGCCCUUGAAGGAGAACUGGUAACACUCAGUUGUAACGUAACUACUAGCAGUAAUACAUUUCCUGAUCUCUUCUGGUACAUCCAGUUAACUAGGGACUCUCCUCAGUAUGUCCUGAGAAGAGAUUGUUAUUCAGAAUGGAGCAAUAGUGAUGAGUUCAAGAAGAGGUUUGAUUCCAUGCUGAAGUACACAUCUAGCUCUGUCCCCUUGACGAUCCAGAGGUUGCAGCUGUCUGACUCUGCUGUGUACUACUGUGUUCUGAGGCCCACUGUGACAACAGGAUAUACAGACCCCCCACAAAAACUAGUGUAUCCUUAGCACUAGUGUAGAAAAAAUACAAGCCUUACUUCUGUGGUGGGUGUGACGUAACCAGGGCUGUAGACCUCAAACAGUGACACACAGAAGAACAUUCCAGAGGAGAAUGAUGCAUCCAAACAUCAGUCUGAAGAUGGAGAAAUCAAUCAGUGUAUUAAUUAUUCUGAUUAUGACUACAGGUAAACAAUACCUAAACAUUUGAACACCUUGCAUCCUUAUAAUCAGAUUUUUCAAUUAUGGUAUUGCUAGUAAAACAUAUUUUGAUGAAGUGAAGUCAUUUAAAUGUGAAAAAUAAUCAUGUGUUUUGAAUCAGCUUUAUUAUCUAUUUUUCCUCUGCAGGAAUGGUAUCUGGAGCUAGUUUGACUCCUGACAAGGAGGAUUAUACCCCCACUGAGAGAUCAUCAGUGACACUGAGCUGUUCAUAUGAAACAGAAAGAGACGAUAUUUUACUUUACUUGUACCGGCAUUAUUCUAAACAGGCUCCUCAGUUUCUACUGUACAAAGGUGCCAGAUCAUCUAACGGUGUUGACCAUAUCCCUGAUAAGAGAUAUACAUCCAAAACGUCUCAGACAUCAACUGAACUGGUUAUAAAAAGACUAACCCUGGCAGACACAGCUCUCUACUACUGUGCUUCUGGCACAGUGAUACAAAGUCCAUAAGACGCUGUACAAAACCUGCAGACCAGAAAUGCUUUGAUGAAGUGGAAAUCAUAAUUAAACAUCAACCACAUUUUAUGUCAUAAUGGCAGAGGUUGAGAUCAGAGAAUUGUGGUCACACCUUUGCUGUGUGCAAUCACCAGGUGGUCUAGUGUUUCUCUGUCUUCAUAUUCAAUGAACUGUGAGAAAGAUGUAUUCAAUUUCACUUAGAUAGGUAUUUUAAUAUAGGUUGAAAAAGCACUUGGGAAUAUGACGAAGUGCAAAAUAUUAUUGUUUGUAGUUACUCCUUCUCACAAUUCACACAGCUUGGUGGUGUAGUAUGUAAGUUAACCUGAAGUGGCAACCUAACAAAUAACAAACACCCCUGAAUCAGAGGAUGGUCGUAGAAGGACAACCAACAAAACUCACUUGACUAUUCUUUACAACUGAUCAAUCAUCAUAUCUCUUCUGGCACAAACAACAAUCAAAUAGAAACCGCAUGUUUAUGUUGAGAAGGGAUACAUUUUCACCUGGAGACACUACUACUGAGUUCAAGGAGAGAUUUGAUGCCCGUCUGAAUGUCACAGCAAAAUCAGUCCCCUUGACGAUCCAGAGGUUGCAGCUGUCUGACUCUGCUGUGUACUACUGUGCUCUGAGGCCCACUGUGACAACAGCAAUCUUUAAGUCAUACCACAGAUUCUCAAUUGGAUUGAGGUCUGGGCUUUGACUAGGCCAUUCCAAGACAUUUAAAUGUUUCCCCUUAAACCACUCAAGUGUUGCUUUAGCAGUAUGCUUAGGGUCAUUGUCCUGCUGGAAGGUGAACCUCCGUCCCAGUCUCAAAUAUCUGGAAGACUCAAACAGGUUUCCCUCUAGAAUAUCCCUGUAUUUAGCGCCAUCAUUUCUUCAAUUCUGACCAGUUUCCCAGUCCCUGCCGAUGAACAACAUCCCCACAGCAUGAUGCUGCCACCACCAUGCUUUACUGUGGGGAUGGUGUUCUUGGGGUGAUGAGAGGUGUUGGGUUUGCGCCAGACAUGGCAUUUUCCUUGAUGGCCAAAAAUCUCAAUUUUUGUCUCAUCUGACCAGAGUACCUUCUUCCAUAUGUUUGGGGAGUCUCCCACAUGCCUUUUGGUGAACACCAAACGUGUUUUCUUUUUUUUCUUUUUUAAUCAAUGGCUUUUUUUCUGGCCACUCUUCCGUAAAGCCCAGCUCUGUGGAGUGUAUGGCUUAAAGUGGUCCUAUGGACAGAUAAUCCAAUCUCCGCUGUGGAGCUUUGCAGCUCCUUCAGGGUUAUCUUUGGUCCCUUUGUUUCCUCUGAUUAAUGCCCUCCUUGCCUGGUCUGUGAGUUUUGGUGGGCGGCCCUCUCUUGGCAGGUUUGUUGUGGUGCCAUAUUCUUUCCAUUUUUUUAAUAAUGGAUUUAAGGGUGCUCUGUGGGAUGUUCAAAGAUUCUGCAAUUUUUUUUAUAACCCAAUCUUGAUCUGUACUCUGUGCCGCUUGCUUGGUGGUGCCCCUUGCUUAGUGGUGUUGCAGACUUUUGAAACAAGUUAUUUUUUUCAUUUCACUUCACCAAUUUGGACUAUUUUGUGUAUGUCCAUUACAUGAAAUCCAAAUAAAAAUCAAUUUAAAUUACAGGUUGUAAUGCAACAAAAUAGGAAAAAGGCCAAAGAGGAUGAAUACUUUUGCAAGGCAUUUUUGCAAGUACUAAUGAAAAGUUGGGACCAAAGCACAAAAUGUUUUUCAAUAUACUUUAUGUACAGUAGUAUACAUGAAUUAGAUACUAUGUAGACUAAAUUAGUGUUUGUGAAUGAAUUAUAAAAGAAUAUGUGUACGUUUUCACCACCCCAAAAAUAUAUGUUUAUCAUACCCACUUCAUGGAAAAUUUAUGUAAUUGAAAAUUGCUUUAGGCUACUUUUCAUUUUAUGUGAGCUAGACGUAAGCUUUUCUCUUUGGCUAAUUUACUGCAAAGCGUGCUUAUAUCUAAUACUGACAACGUAAUAUUGACAAAUACAUUUUCAUUCAAUUUUACCUCUCUCUGAACAGUCUCCUCUUUCAUGUUUGUCAGAUGUCAGUUGAUGGUGAUAUACAGGCUGAGAUGGACAUGGAAGAGAGAGAGAGGAUCUCUACCUCUUACUGUAACUCACAGUCACUCUCUGUGUGUUCUGCAUAACCAUGGUACUCUGUCUGAUCAUCUGGCUGGUUCUUGCUGUAUUGUGCUUCGGUAUGAUGGAACCUUUUCUCUCAUUGGUUAAUCUCAUCUUUAACUAAUUGUUGCUACAUUUUUCUCAUUUUUAUAAUCUUUCUAAUUUUCCCUAACUCUUUAUUCCCCCCAGAGUGCAUAGGAGACCAUGUCCAACAGCAACCAGGAGGUGUGAUUGCUACAGAAGGAGGACUGGUAACACUGAGUUGUCAAUAUAACACCACCAGUGCUAAUUAUGCAUAUCUACACUACCGGUCAAAAGUUUUAGAACACCUACUAAUUCAAGGGUUUUUCUUUAUUUUAUUAUUAUAUAUUGACAAUAAUGUUGUAACCAAAAAAGUGUUAAACAAAUCAAAAUAUUUUUUAUAUUUGAGAUUCUUCAAAUAGCCACCCUUUGCCUUGAUGACAGCUUUGCAUACUCUUGGCAUUCUCUCAACCAGCUUCACCUGGAAUGCUUUUCCAACAGUCUUGAAGGAGUUCCCACAUAUGCUGAGCACUUGUUGGCUGCUUUUCCUUCACUCUGCGGUCCGACUCAUCCCAAACCAUCUCAAUUUGGUUGAGGUCGGGGGAUUGAGGAGGCCAGGUCAUCUGAUGCAGCACUCCAUCACUCUCCUUCUUGGUAAAAUAGCCCUUCCACAGCCUGGAGAUGUCCUGUUGAAAAACAAAUGAUAGUCCCACUAAGCCCAAACCAGAUAGGAUGGCGUAUUGCUGCAGAAUGCUGUGGUAGCCAUGCUGGUUAAGUGUGCCUUGAAUUCUAAAUAAAUCACAGACAGUGUCACCAGCAAAGCACCCACACACCAUAACACCUCCUCCUCCAUGCUUUACGGUGGGGACCACACAUGCGGAGAUCAUCCGUUCACCUACUCUGCGUCUCACAAAGACACAGUGGUUGGAACCAAAAAUCUCACAUUUGGACUCAUCAGAUCAAAGGACAGAUUUCCACCGGUCUAAUGUCCAUUGCUUGUGUUUCUCGGCCCAAGCAAGUCUCUUCUUAUUAUUGGUGUCCUUUAGUAGUGGUUUCUUUGCAGCAAUUUUACCAUGAAGGCCUGAUUCACACAGUCUCCUCUGAACAGUUGAUGUUGAGACGUGUCUGUUACUUAAACUCUGUGAAGCAUUUAUUUGGGCUGCAAUUUCUGAGGCUGGUAACUCUAAUGAACUUAUCCUCUGCAGCAGAGGUAACUCUGGGUCUUCCUUUCCUGUGGCAGUCCUCAUGAGAGCCAGAUUCAUCAUAGCGCUUAAUGGUUUUUGCGACUGCACUUGAAGAAACUUUCAAAGUUCUUUAAAGUUCUGUAUUGAUUGACCUGCAUGUCUUAAAGUAAUGAUGGACUGUCAUUUCUCUUUGCUUUUUUGAGCUGUUCUUGCCAUCAUAUGGACUUGGUCUUUUACCAAAUAGGGCUAUCUUCUGUAUACCACCCCUACUUUGUCACAACACAACUAAUUGGCUCAAACGCAUUAAGAAGGAAAUAAAUUCCACAAAUUAACUUUUAAGAAUGCACACCUGUUAAUUCUUAAAUGUUCCAGGUGACUACCUCAUGAAGCUGGUUGAGAGAAUGCCAAGACUCUGCAAAGCUGUCAUCAAGGCAAGGGGUGGCUAUUAGAAGAAUCUCAAAUAUUUUGAUUUGUUUAACACUUUUUUGGUUACUACAUGAUUCCAUAUGUGUUAUUUCCUAGUUUUUAAGUCUUCAUAAGAGUCAAAAUAAAGAAAAACCCUUGAAUGAACAAGCAAAUGACUUCCCUAAACAUAUGCUAACCCAUUAUCCUUUUGGAUCUGGAGACAAUGCUGCAGGGUUCAAGAUGAGAUUUGAUGUCAGUCUAAAUGCCAAAACACAAUCAGUCCCCUUGACGAUCCAGAGGCUGCAACUGUCUGAUUCUGCUGUGCUCUGAGGCCCACUGUGACAACAGGAUGUACCGCCCCCUUACAAAAACACUGUGUGUGCACGUGGGUGCAUGUGUACAGUACGUUGUGUUGUGUGCCGUUUUUUAAGUCAAGGGGAGGUGUUACAUAAUUGAGGCAGAAGAAAGGAAAUGCCUUUUAAAACUGACAGUGAGAAACCAGUGGAGUCAUUCUGUCAUAACUAUAUUUGUGUUCACUAUUUUCACUGUGUUAAAUAACACUUACCAGCAUGUUACUAGGAUCAAUUUGAAUAUUUGCACUAGUGGGUGAGUUUGAUGCUAUUCUUAUUAUCCAAUCACAUAUCCAAUGUAAUUACUGGAGCCUGGAGUAAUAUUACUGUGAAGAAAUUACAUUUUUAAAACUCUUGACUGAAUAAUUAGUUUAAUUUUAUAAUAAUUUCCUGAUAAUAAUUCCUGUUUUCAUAAAUGUUUUCCAGGUGGCAGUCAUGGGAAUGACAUUACUCCAACAACAGAUAAGGUGUUUGGGUUGAAGGAUGAUGUCAUGAAGCUGUCCUGUAACUACUCCUCUGCUAGUAAUCUCCAGUGGUAUCGACAGUACCCUGGAUCAUCUCCCAUCUUCCUCCUCCUCACUGGAGUGUCCUCAAAUCCCUCUGUACUGAGCGCUAUUCCUCCAUACCCACGACUGUCUAUUAAACUGAAUAAGGAGAGAACCCGUGUGGAUCUGGAGAUCUCCUCUUCUGAAGUGACACACUCUUCUCUGUACUACUGCACCCUGCAGGUCACAGUGACAGGAAACCCAGAAACACUGUAUAAAUACCUCAAAGCUCAUGAUACACUCCUGUUAUUAAUCUUUUAGGGCAGAGGUGGGGCUUCCUACUGUAGGUUCAAGAAAAUUAAUUAUCCUUUAAAAAGCUGUUUUGGACUUCACCCCAGCAUAUAACCUAAGCUACAAUAUAAUUGUUCUCUACUGAGUUAUUUUACUUACUACACUGACAUGUUAAUAAAUUACUGUAUUCCUGUCAUUCUUUUACCUACAUUUUUUUGGCUAAUUGAUAUUUUAUCCGUGCUAUUGGAUUUUAGAGCAAAUAGGAAUAUCAAAUACAUCUAUCUUUUCAUUUAUCUACCAUCUCUUCACAUUUGCAGGGGGCAGUUUUCAGCAGACCAUCCAGCCAAACCAACAUGAAGUGUAUGGAGAGGAGGGUAGUAAUGUUCAGUUUUCCUGCAACUACUCCUCAUCAUACAGUGUACUGUGGUAUAAACAGUAUCCAGGAUCAGCUCCCCAACUCCUCCUCUUCAUCCACCAUGCCUCUAGGACUGUAGUGAGAGCUAAACCUCCAUACUCUCACCUUUACAUUUACGUCAUUUAGCAGACGCUCUUAUCCAGAGCGACUUACAGGAGCAAUUAGGGUUAAGUGCCUUGCUCAAGGGCACAUCAACAUAUUUUUCACCUAGUCGGCUUGGGAAUUAGAACCAGUGACCUUUCGAUUACUGCCACAACGCUCUUAACCACUAAGCUACCUGCCGCCCCACAAAGAGAAGACCCGUGUGGAUCUGGAGAUCUCCUCUGCUGAAUUGAGAGACUCUGCUCUGUACUGCUGUGUUGUGAUGUCCACAGUGACACAUAACUCACUGACUCAGCACUCAGUAGAAUACAGACCUGUCUCCUGUCAGUUAGUUAGAGAUUUACAUGCAUCUGAUGUAUUUUGUUUGACCACAUCGCCAUCAAGUGGAUAAUUCAGUGCAUAAAUAAUUUGUAAACUGCUAUUAAAUGUACGUAUAAAAUAUAUGUGUUUCAACAUAGUCAGUAGGAGGAGCUAGAGUAUAAAACUCAGGAUCAGAUUAUGAAUGCUCAAGAUAAGACAUGAUACUACCAUGAAGAUCAUAGCCAGUUGAUGCUGUGCUUUUCAUCAGCAGCUGGUGCUUAUUCUACACAUCCCGCCAUCUACAAUGUUGUUCUGUUCACUUUUACUCUUAUUUGACUUGAUAGGUAAGUAAUAAUAUGUUUAUUGAAACUGAAUAUGAUUAUUUUUAUGUGUAUUUAUUUUUCAAAUGAACGAUUAUAAAGGUGAUGCACAACAUGAGGAUGCAUUUUGUUUUGUUUUUUUGUCCAUUUUAUUUUUAAACUGCAUUUGAAAUUAAUUCAAUCUCCCAUGUGGGUAUAAAGUAUUAUAUAUAAUAUAUAAUAUUAUGUUUUACAGGUCUCAGUUCUGAACAGGUAUUAACACCCUACACUGAUGUAGAAGUGGCUUCAGAAAGGGACAGAGUUACUCUCUCUUGUAACUACACCUCUUCUGCUAACACUCUUCUAUGGUAUCGACAAUAUCCAAAAUCAGCACCACAGUUGCUGGUUAUGGAACAUAUGCCUGCAACAACUCCAGGGUUCACUCUAAAUCAUGACAAAAAAGCCAAACGUGUGGAUCUGGAGAUCUCCUCUUCUGAAGUGACAGACUCUGCUCUGUACUACUGCGCCCUGCAGCCCACAGUGACAGGAAACCCAGAACCACUGAAAAAAAACCUGACAGCUCAUGAUAAACUCCUGUUAUUCAUAUUUUAUGGCAGGGGUGGGGCUUACUCAAGAGAAUACAUUUUCCUUUAAAAAACUGUGUUGGACUUCACCCUUGCCUCUAACCUCAGAUACAGUAUGGCAUUUAUCCACACAAUUAUUUUACUUUCUGCACCCUCGCCUCACUGUAAAACUGAAUUAUUGGAAAACUCAGGCAGAUCUAGAGAUCUCCUCUGCUGAAGUGACAGACUCUGCUCUGUAUUACUGUGCUCUGAAGCCCACAAUGACAGGAAACCCAGAAAUACUGUACAAAAACCUGACAAAAUACAGUAUACUGUAGGAAGAAAGCCAUAACAGAAAACAUUUCACGUUGGUGUCAAGAGGAAGAGCUGGAUAAUCAAAGAUCCACAUGUAGCUUAUGGGAUAUUAUUGUUCAGGAAGUAGCUAGUCAGUCAGGUCUCCCAGUGCUGUCUAUCUGUCUGUCUGUGUGUCUGUCUGUUUCUCAAAGGUCUAGCAAGAUGUUGCUCUUCUCAUUUGUUCUCUUUUCAGCUUUUUUAGGUGAGUUAUUGUAUGGAUUGAAAUCGUUUAGUUUAAUCUUACAGUAAACGAACAGCACAGAAACAUGGUAAUUGCACAUUAAUAAUUUGUAAAUAUCAGUUACAACUGCACAGUUUUACAGUUACAGAAGUUAUUUGACCACAUAUUUUUGCAGGAAACCGUUUUGGUGAUUCAAUAAACCGUGCGACUACAGAAGAGCUUGUUCAAGAGGGAAGGAAUGUCCAUCUCUCCUGCAAAUAUGAUGCCAUUGUCUACAAUCUACAGUGGUACCGCCAAUAUCCCAGAUCCAAACCAAAAUUCAUCUUGUACAUUACACCAGAGGGGACUAUAUUUAAAACUACUCCCCCACAUCCUCGUCUGACAGUUUCCAUUGACAAAAUGGACAAAUGUGUGGAUCUGAAGAUUUGUUCUGCUGAAGUGACAGACUCUGAUCUUUACUACCGUGCCAUGAAGACCACAGUGACAGGAAACUCUGACACACUGUACAUCCUGUACGACAUACAGUACCAGUCAAAAGUUUUGACACACCUACUCAUUCAAGGGUCUAUAUGUCGUGGAAGGAAGAAAUAGUAUGAAUGAAUUCAUCAAAAUAACAUUUGUAGUGAAAAUAUGUCAAUCAUUAUUUGAAUAUGUUGGUAACCCAUUGUAUAAAAGUGACAAUGCCCUGGAAGUUGUUGUUUGGAGGAUAGCUUGGCGCGAGACGAACACUCUCGGAAAUUAUCACUUAAUUAUUGCUCUCAACAUGGACCUGCUCAGUGGUCUGGUCCUCUGGUGGUAAAUCCAUGUACUGCGCUCUUUAGAGGAGCACAAACAUAGCUUAAGCUACCUAACUAUCUGUUAUGGGCCAGGCAAACAUAAAAAGGCUCUUACACUGUUUUGGUCUGGGUCACUAGAUAUGAAAAGGAAUUAAAGUCUGCACAUGUAUUGUCGUGAACCAUGGUAUGGAUGUAACUCUUAACUCCUCCUUCCUCUGCUGGCUGCGACGUCUUUCAGCUCUCUUCCUCAUGUUGCUCUUCCCGUCCCGUCGACUCUCCGUCUUCUUGGACUCCUGCUCUCUCCAUCCCAGAACCUGUUGUAGCUCGGCGGGGGUGAGAGUUACAUCCAUCCCAUGGUUCAUGACAGAAUAAUAGUUCAUUAUUCAUGUGAGGAUUUAGUGGCUUUAUUCUCAGAACCUCCUCAACAUUUAAAUGUGGUCAGCAAUGUGUAGGUAGAGUAUAAAGGGUUUUCUUUAUAUUUACCCACAAACAGACGUUUCUGCAGCUCCUGGCUGAUCUUCAGGUGAGGUACCUUCUUAUCCUACAUGUGCUGCCCACUACACCUUCUGAAGGACGGGUUGAUCAGGCCCAAGUGAGCCAGGUGGCUUAUCCACUGUUCCACCCUCUCCAACGUCAAGUACUGAGAUGUUCUCUCUGACUCCUGAUCAGUUAUAUGACAGAUCUUCUUAGUCUGUGCUCCUCCUAUAGACUGCCUUCCACAGUUAUGAAGUCCAGUGACAAGGUUUUUCUAUGUAUAAUAAUGAUACAAUAGUUCCAUCUAGUGUUCAACAUUCUGCCCAACAAGGUGAAACCUUGACAUUGCUUGUAUUUUCAAGGGUAAGUUACUAGUGAGAGUCAAUAGGUGUCAGUGGACUCUCAUCAAUUUGCUCCUAUUCCUUAAAAUUACGCAUGCGCCAUGCAAACAAUUUACAGGUGUCUGUGUUGUAGAAUUUCCCCCACCAAACAGAAUAUACAUUCAUUAGGUUUUAACCCUUUCUUGUCACAAUUGCAUAUUCUGUUUGUGCUUCUUGUAUUAACAAUUUGCAUUUAUUUUAUAUGAACAGACUGUGGUUUUCCAAAGUGCAUGCAGACAGGGUCAACUAUAUUCAUUACUAAAUUAUGUACAACAAUAUAUAAUAUAAGGCUUACAAAACAAUUUAAUAUAUUCCCUUGAGGCAUUUACUUUAAAGGCUGAAGCAGUACAUCAGACACAUACAACACACUUCAAUGAAAUCAACACUUGAAAUGUAAUUAGCUGUAAGAGUGCAUUUAAUAACUAUAAUAGUACAAAAACAGUGCCAAGGGCUGGUCAAGGUUAAGGUCGGCUCUAGCCCAAUUCUAACACUAGCUUCUUGUCCAUCUACUGAAUUGACCAUGACCCUAGAAUUAACCCUAACCCUUGCUUCAGUUCGCACAAAUAAUUAAACAUGUUAGGAGAAGGAGGAUUAUGAGGCAGUCAGUUUUCUACUUGAUUAUCUCCAGGCAGGAGUGAAAGGUUUAUUUUAUGGACCAAUUCGAGAGACAACAACCCAUGUGUAAUAGUGUACAUUAUACAUUUCACAUUUAGCUCUAUCUCCUUGACGAUCCAGAGGUUGCAGCUGUCUGACUCUGCUGUGUACUACUGUGCUCUGAAGCCCACUGUGACAACAGGAUAUUCAGUCAUUGUACAACAACACAGGGUAGAGUGUUGUUCAGACAAUGACACAAACUUCUCAAUGUUUGAUGAUACACUGAAAGAGGAGGAGACAAUGAUUUCAUAGUCUUAUGUCACAUGUAGCAUACAUCAGUGUGUUUUACUCUUCUCCAACCCAUCUCACUGUAGGCAUGGAACCCUGGUUGAGGAAUUUACUGAUUCUUGCUGCAUGUUGUUAUGGUAUGAUAAUAUUAUUUUCCUAAUUAAUUUACUGCCUUUGCUCCCAUCCCUUUCUUUUUUCUAACAUAUUUUUCAGUAUAACACUACCAGUAUUCAUUUAAUAUGUCUAUCUAUCCUCUAUCAUGUGUGGUCCCGUGUGGCUCAGUUAUAGAGGACGGUGAUUGCAACACCAGGUUUGUGGGUUAGAUUCCCACAGGGGACCAAUAUGAAAUAGUAUACAAAUGUAUGCACUCACUACUGUAAAUCACUCUGGAUAAGUCUGCUAAAUGAAUGAAUUAAAAUGUAUAUCAUGUUGCUUUUCUCAUUAUUUUCCAGAAUGCAGAGGAGAAGACUCAGUCAUUCAGCCACCAGGAGAUGUGAUCGCUACUGAGGGAGAACAGGUCACACUAGGCUGUCAAUUUGAUGCAGUUAAUACUAAUGAUCUCUACCUGUUCUGGUACAAGCAUGAAGUAAAUAGCUUCCCAAAGUUCAUGCUGGGACGUUUUUCUUUUGGAAGUACAAAUGCCACUGAGUUCAAGGAGAGAUUUGAUGCCCAUCUCGAUACAGACUCCAAAUCAGUCCCCUUGACGAUCCAGAGGGUGCAGCUGUCUGACUCUGCUGUGUACUACUGUGCUCUGAGGCCCACUGUGACAACAGGAUAUACAGCCCCCUUACAAAAACAUACUGAGCUACACAAUGACAAUACACCUGUCUGUACAGUAUACAACACCACUUUGAAAUUGACACAGUAACCUUCUCACUACCUCCCUGAUACCAAGACUAGUGGUAGCAGAUGAUGAUAAUCAUAGUGAUGAUGAUGAUGAUGAUUAUACAGUAAGUCAUUGUUGAUGCCAAUAAAGCUCCCUCUUCCAAUUCAGCUCUAAUUGUAGAUGUAAGAAACAAUACAAUGCCAUUAAAAUAUCUCAUGGAUUCGAACAUAUACAGCUAGUAGUGUCUAACUAGAUUAAGUCAGGAGAAAAAAGUUAUAUUUCAGUAUUGUGUACAGAGUUAUGGAAAGUCAGCAUCAACCACAAGGGGGCCACAUUACCAAGUGAUUGUUGCUUUCUACUCUGGAAUGACUUGUCUAUUUGAACAUCCCCUCUGUGCUGUGCUGCAUGGUCUAGGCCUGUGUUGCCACAAAGACAGGAAUCAAGAGAGCACACCAGUUUCAAUAUUGUAACAUCAGUUUGUCUUGGUCUUUGUAUCCUAUGAUAAGUAUGGGACAUUGGCUGUGGACCUCUGUUGUUCUUGCUGCACUUCUCUUUGGUAGGAUACGGCUCUCAUGAUCUUUUUCUCAAUACUCUGAUGUUACUGGAAUCCUGACAUUUUAAACAGAGGUAUUCUUCUUUGUUUCCAGAGUGCAGAGGAGCAGACAGUGUUACUCAGUCAAAGAGAGAAGUGACUGCUUAUGAAGGAGAAUACAUGUCUCUCAGCUGUGAAUAUAACACCAGUUUAUCAGCUCCAUCCCUUUUCUGGUACAUUCAAUCCACAAACGAUUACCCUGAAUAUGUUUUGCGGAAGGAUGUCAUUGGACCAGGGGAUAUUGCUGAUAAAUUCAAGGAGAGAUUUGAUGCCCAUCUCAGUUCCAUUACCAAAUCAGUCCCCUUGACGAUCCAGAGGGUGCAGCUGUCUGACUCUGCUGUGUACUACUGUGCUCUGAGGCCCACUGUGACAACAGGAUAUACAGCCCCCUUACAAAAACAUACUGAGCUACACAAUGACAAUACACCUGUCUGGACAGUAUACAACACCACUUUGAAAUUGACACAGUAACCUUCUCACUACCUCCCUGAUACUACCAAGACUAGUGGUAGCAGAUGUUGAUAAUCACAGUGAUUAUGAUGAUGAUGAUGAUGAUGAUUAUACAGAAAGUUUUUGUUGUUGCCAAUAAAGCUCCCUCCUCCAAUUCAGCUCUAAAUGUAAAUGUACGAGACAUUAAAAUUAUAUUUUAAUAUCGCAUGGAUUAGAAAACAUACAUAUAUAUAUAUAUAUAUAUAUAUAUCUUAGAAUUCAUCAUUAGGAGACAAAACCAAUGCUCAGUAUUGUGAACAGAGUAAUGUAAAAGCCAGCAUCAACCACAAGGUGGCCACAUUACCAUGUGAGUGUUGCUUUCUACUCUGAAAUGACAAUUUGAACAUCCCCUCUGUGCUGUGCUGCAUGGUCUAGGCCUGUGCUGCUACAAAGACAGGAAUCAAGAGAACACAAGCUUCAUACAAUCUAACAUUUGUUUUUGAUAUUGCUAUAGCAUCAGAAUACAGCCAUCAGUAGCUGAGGUUUGAUCUCCAGUGUAAGACUGCCAUGCAUACAUGUCUAAUUCUCCUUGUGGCCUCAGGUAAAUGUCUAUGAUAUAUUGAGCACCUCACUUUUAACCUCAAGGAUUGGACCCUUUUUAAAAAUGUUCGCCUCAAAUGACAUACCCAAAUCUAACUGCCUGUAUUUCAGGACCUGAAGGAAGGAUAUAUUGAUACCAUUUUAAAGGAAACACUCUGAAGUUUGUGGAAAUGUGAAAUUAUUUUAGGAGAAUAUAACACAUUAGAUCUGGUAAAAGAUAAUAUCAUCUUUGAAAUGCACGAGAAAGGCCACUAUAUACGAUUGCAGUUUAAGCGCAAUUUAGCAGUGUGUGUGCAAAGUUUCAGAUUGAUCCAGUGAAGCAUUGCCAUACUGGAUUAUUUUGUGGAGCCAGAGACAGCAGGGGUUCAAACUGUAGAACUUAGUUCCUACAUUUGACUAUAAAAUUGAUCUUAUCAAACACAACCAUGCUAUAUUUUAUCUCUGGGACCCUUUGGAUGACAAAUCAGAGCAAGAUUACUGAAUGUAAGUACAUUAUUUACCUUCAGAGGUGAAGGUAUAAAACCAGUUGCCGUGAUACGUUUUUUGUUGUUGUGCACUCUCCUCAAACAAUAGCAUGCAAUUUUUUCACUGUAAUUGCUACUGUAAUUUGGACAGUGCAGUUAGAUUAACAAGAAUUUAAGCUUGCUGCCCAUAUAAAACAUGUCUAUGUCCUGGAAGGUUUGCUGUCUUGCUAAUCACAUUAGAGCACGUUAGCUCAACCGUCCUGUUUACUGGACACCUAUCCCUUAGAGGUUAACAUUAGUUGCAUUACUAGAAUAGAAAAUGAUACUUAUACCAUUACAUGAUAUGUUACAGUGAGACAGAAUGUUAUGUACAGUAUUUUCAUUUGGAUUUUAUUGCUAUAUUUAUAUGUACAGUAGUAAUACUGCAUUAUCUUUCCAGAACUGAUUACUGGGGAUCACAUUACUCCUGUAAAGCCCAGAGUCAUCUGUACAGAAGGAGAAUCUGUGACACUGAGUUGCUCAUAUGAUACAAGCAGUGAUAAUAUUCUGCUUUAUUGGUACCAGCAGUACCCUAACCAGGCUCCUCAGUUUCUAAUGGUUAAGUUGCCAUAUAAAGUACCAGUUAACAUUCCUCUGAUAGUUCAUAUAAAUCCACAACGUAUAACAUCUGAACUGGUCACAAAACAUCUAACCCUGGCAGACACAGCUCUCUACUACUGUGCUUUUGGGAAAGAUAGGAAGGUGCUUACAUUUUUCUGAGAAGCUGUACAAAAACCUAAACCUGGAUAAUUAUUUGAUUCUCCCAUCUUGAUGGAAACAGUUUCCAGACCAUAAUUUUAAAUCAGAUACACUCAAGAUGUUUUUAGGCUACCAGAGUGAUUGUGGUUACACCUGUAAAUGUCCUCUCCCCUUUCAAGAGUGAUUAGUACAGCAGCCUAUCAACAUCUGCACUAGUGUAGAUAAUUGAACCUCUGUAGUAGAUGUGACAUUGGUCUGUCAGCUAGUGUGACACACAGUAACACACAGAGGAACACUUUCAGAGGAGAGUGAAUGCAUGCAAACAUCAGUCUGAAGAUGGUGAAAUCAAAGCAUUUGAAAAUACAUUUCUCUUCCUAUUAUUCAUUCACUUCAGAAGAUCCUCUGAAAAAUGAGUUGUGUUGUGUUUAGAGGAGGAGCUAGUAUGAAAAUGAAGAGGAGAGACUCAAAAUGGCAUGAAAGACUUUCCUCAGUGUAUUGUAAGCUUGUCUCUCUAACAUUAACCAUGCUGUGCUGGUUCAACCUGUACUUUGUAACAUUUGUGGGCAAGUAAAAUACAUUUAACAGUCAUGAUAAUAUGUCAUUACUUAAUUAAAAGCUUGGAAAAACAACACACAAGCUUUGACAGGACAAAUAUAACUUAUAUUUCAUAUGUCAGUUUUCUGCAGGUGAUAGUUGUGGGGAUGGAAUUUACUCCAACAGUCUUGAGAAGGAUGUGAUACAUGGUGGCAGUGUCAAGCUUUCCUGCAACUACACAGUAUCUGGUGGAGGCAGUGUCUUAUGGUAUCACCAAUAUCCCACAUCUGCUCCCCAAUUCUUCCUCCUUAUCUCAGUGUAAUCAGCAUCUGCUGAGACAAUAGUUACUGCAGAUCCACCGUAUCCUCGAUUGUCAGUUAACGUUGACAAAGUGGCUGAACGAGUGGAUCUGGAGAUCUCCUCUGCUAAAGUGGCAGACUCUGCUCUGUACUAUUGUGCUUUGAGGCCCACAGUGACAGGAAACCCAGAAACACUACAAAUACCUUCCUGUAAUAAAGUCCUACUAGUAAACACCAUGUAAUAUGCAAGCAGCUGCAAACAAAUGAUCAGAGAUCAUGUUCAUGAUUAUCCAUCAAUAAUUCUGAUGUAAUGUGCGUCCAUUUCCUGAAUAGGAGUAGCUAAGAUGAGAGGUGGAGAGAUGAUUCUCCUCUAACUGACUGGAACAGUGGGAUGUCUUCAGUUCUGCCUCCUGAUAACACACUGUCACACCCAUCACCAUGUUUCUCUAUCCAGUGUUUCUCCUCUCUGCACUUGUUGGUGAGUAUUAGUCUUACAUUACAUACUUUUAGCUUAUUCAAUGUAACUGUCAAGUGUCAUUUGAAAAUAGCACUUCGUAGAAGAAAUGUAAAUGACUGAUUAUCUUUUCACUUGUGUCGAAUAUGACACAGAGUAUGUAAUAAUUUCCCAUGAACUGAAAAUGUUAAUCUAAACGUAACUUUAUUACAGGAGGAAGUUAUGAAAAUGACAUAAAACCAACUUCAGAGACAGAACAUGGCAUGGAGGGAAGCAGUGUUACACUGUCUUGCAACUACUCUGGCUCAGUAGAAAAUAUUCUAUGGUAUCGGUAAUAUCCCAGAUCAGCACCCCAAUUCCUCCUGUACACUACAAUCUCCUUAAAACCCUCUGUAAUAAGAGCUAAACCUGAAGACCCUUGACUCUCUGUUAAUCUGAAUAAAGAGAGAACAAAUGAAUCUGAGAUACAAAUAAUAUUACUGCACAGAUCAUACACGUAACGUUAGUUAGCUAGCCAGCCAGCAAACGUUAGCUAGCUAGCUAACAGUACACUUUAACUUGAAAUGGAAAUAACUUUCUGACAAAAUUAGAAACGUAUAAUAUCUGAAAAUGUAGCUAGGUAGACUCUCUUACCCGUAAACAUGGAUGGACGCUUCUCCCUCUCUGUCACGGAUGCUAUGGUUGCAUUUAGUUUGAAGAUGUAAUCCGGAGACGUGUUUUAUACAACAGCCUUCUGUGUGUUCUCUUUUCGACCCCGUCUGCAUAUUUGCAAUUUUCGCUCUCCUUAGCUAUCAUGCUCUAUUUCCACUGAUUUCAAAACUCGGUCCUCUAGAAAGUGGCGAGCAACACUUAUGCAGUUCUACUACAUGAUAUCUUUCAAAAAAGCCACGUUAGAAAGGAUUACCUACACAUACUGACCAGCUCAUGUUAUGGACAGAAGCGUGCUACAUGGCAGACCAAUCCGAACUCAUCUCUUGGCAUGUCCAGCCCACUCAUUAUCUCAGCCAAUCAUGGCUAGUGGGAAGGUUGCAGUCUUUUUCCGUGGCUAAACCAACUAAGCUCGUAAUUUAAUAAUUGUAUUCGUAUUUACAGAUGGCAUACAAGUUUGUUAUUAAGGCACAUGAAAGUUCACAUGUUCCAGAAGGCAUUUCUGCCCAAACAUAGUACGUUCAAAUGGAGCUCCUGUGAAGUAGUGACGCGCGACAUACGCCUAGUUUCCUGAAACAAGUCACAAAUGAGAGGAGAGGAGAGGAGAGGAGAGGAGAGGAGAGGAGAGGAGAGGAGAGGAGAGGAGAGGAGAGGAGAGGAGAGGAGAGGAGAGGAGAGGAGAGGAGAGGAGAGAGGCGAAGAGGAGAGGAGAGGAGAGAUUGAGCAUUUUUAUAGCAACUGUACUUUGUGGUGGAGCUUGUAGGUAAACAAAACAGAAAUUAUCAACUGUUCUUUUUUACAGGUACAAGUAUUGAAGACAUAGUUACUCCAGACAGAGAUGUAGUGGAUGUUAUGGAGGGUGGUAGUGUUAAACUCUCCUGUCGAUUCAACAGCUAAUUAACCAACAGUGACAGGAAACCCAGUGAGGCCCACAGUGAGGCCCACAAUGACAGGAAACCCAGAAACACUAGAAAAACAGACAAUACAAACACAGAUAAGUUGCAGUGGUUAGACGGCACAAGCGGGGAGCCCAGCCAAGAGCGAGUUGCAGUAGUCCAGAUGGGAAAGGACAAGUGCCUGAAUUAGGACCUUUGCCGCUUCCUGUGUGAGGUAGGGUCGUACUAUACGGAUGUUGUAAAGCAAGAACUUGCAGGAGCGAGUCAAUACAAUAUUUGCAGAGAACAACAGGGUGUUGUCCAGGGUCACGCCAAGGUUCUUUGCACUCUGAGAGGGGGACACUGUGGAGUUGUCAACGGUGAUGGAGAGGUCUUUGAGCGGGCAGGCCUUUCCCGGGAGGAAGAGCAGUUCCGUCUUGUCGAGGUUGAGCUUGACUGAACAUUCUCUCAUAUAAAUGUAUCUGAAUUGAUGCAAUCUUUAUGGUCAUUUAGGAAACCUUCAUCACCACCACCACACUUAAUUAAAAGCCAGCAUUUAAAUGGGUUUUAUGUCAUAACCUGGGCAUGGGUGCCAGUUCUGAUCCUGGGAUCUGGUAAUUGGAGGGCUGCUGGGUUCAGAUCCUGACUACACCGGUGUUGCACUGCCGCGACCCUGUGCUCCUCUCAAUUGUGUGUGUGAGAUGUGAUAUCUGGGGGAGUUGACUAAUGCGAGCAGAAGAGACAUUUCCGUUGUUCGCUGUAACAUGGACAAUAAAGUUGUAUAGGGAGGAGCUACGAAGAUCCUGUUCAAACCGUAAAUAUGAUUACAGAAGACAUAUUUCUGUGAAUUAGUUGGUCCAUCAUACAGGAGAUGAAUGAUGAUGUUACUUGGUUUAACCUGGAUGUUCUCUACAUUUUGUACAGGUGAGCCUUACAACAUUUUUUAAUUGAGCCCGUAUUGUUGAUGGAAAUUAAGAUUGACUUGCAAUUGAUUUCGUUUCUAUAUUCUCUUUACAGGACAGAUUUCUGGGGAUCACACAGAAAUCAGAAAUCAGUACAGAGGGAAAACCUGUGACUCUGAGCUGCUCAUAUGAUAUAACCAGCAAUUAUCCUAUUCUUUAAUGGUACAGGCAAUAUCCUAAUCAGGCUCCUCAGUUUCUACUGAAUAAAGGUGCCAGAUCAAUUCAUUGGGAACAUAUCCCUGAUAAGAGACAUACAUCCAAAACAUCUCAGUCAUCAACUGAACUGGUCAUAACAAGUCUAACCCUGGCAGACACAGCUCUCUACUACUGUGCUCUCAGAGAUUGUUAUGACCAGUAUUGUUAUACCCAGUGA
Coregonus sp. 'balchen' is the source of this 21623-nucleotide messenger RNA. The record is from the annotation of a GenBank genome assembly. NCBI's taxonomy places the organism in Eukaryota, Metazoa, Chordata, Actinopteri, Salmoniformes, Salmonidae.